Procambarus clarkii (red swamp crayfish) is the source of this 2295-nucleotide messenger RNA. The record is from RefSeq and is a predicted model, not a curated record. NCBI's taxonomy places the organism in Eukaryota, Metazoa, Arthropoda, Malacostraca, Decapoda, Cambaridae.
AUGCACGCCUUUCCCCACACCCCUUCUCCAGCACGCCUCACCCAGUGUCCCUCCCCCAGCACGCCCACACACCUCCCUCACUCCUUACUGGCUGAAUCAACUCUUUACCAUCCCACAGUGAACCCCUCCACCUCAAGAACCCCUCCACCUCAAGAACCCCUCCACCUCAAGAACCCCUCCACCUCAAGAACCCCUCCAUCUCAAGAACCCCUCCAUCUCAAGAACCCCUCCACCUCAAGAACCCCUCCACCUCAAGAACCCCUCCACCUCAAGAACCCUUCCAUCUCAAGAACCCCUCCACCUCAAGAACCCCUCCACCUCAAGAACCCCUCCACCUCAAGAACCCCUCCACCUCAAGAACCCUUCCACCUCAAGAACCCCUCCACCUCAAGAACCCCUCCACCUCAAGAACCCUUCCAUCUCAAGAACCCCUCCAUCUCAAGAACCCUUCCAUCUCAAGAACCCCUCCAUCUCAAGAACCCCUCCACCUCAAGAACCCUUCCAUCUCAAGAACCCCUCCAUCUCAAGAACCCCUCCACCUCAAGAACCCCUCCACCUCAAGAACCCCUCCACCUCAAGAACCCCUCCACCUCAAGAACCCCUCCACCUCAAGAACCCCUCCACCUCAAGAACCCCUCCACCUCAAGAACCCCUCCACCUCAAGAACCCCUCCAUCUCAAGAACCCUUCCAUCUCAAGAACCCCUCCAUCUCAAGAACCCUUCCAUCUCAAGAACCCCUCCAUCUCAAGAACCCUUCCAUCUCAAGAACCCUUCCAUCUCAAGAACCCUUCCAUCUCAAGAACCCCUCCAUCUCAAGAACCCUUCCAUCUCAAGAACCCCUCCACCUCAAGAACCCCUCCACCUCAAGAACCCCUCCAUCUCAAGAACCCCUCCACCUCAAGAACCCCUCCAUCUCAAGAACCCCUCCAUCUCAAGAACCCUUCCAUCUCAAGAACCCCUCCACCUCAAGAACCCCUCCACCUCAAGAACCCCUCCACCUCAAGAACCCCUCCACCUCAAGAACCCCUCCACCUCAAGAACCCCUCCACCUCAAGAACCCCUCCAUCUCAAGAACCCUUCCAUCUCAAGAACCCCUCCAUCUCAAGAACCCUUCCACCUCAAGAACCCUUCCAUCUCAAGAACCCCUCCACCUCAAGAACCCCUCCACCUCAAGAACCCUUCCAUCUCAAGAACCCCUCCAUCUCAAGAACCCCUCCAUCUCAAGAACCCCUCCACCUCAAGAACCCCUCCAUCUCAAGAACCCCUCCAUCUCAAGAACCCUUCCAUCUCAAGAACCCCUCCAUCUCAAGAACCCUUCCAUCUCAAGAACCCUUCCAUCUCAAGAACCCCUCCAUCUCAAGAACCCUUCCAUCUCAAGAACCCCUCCACCUCAAGAACCCCUCCACCUCAAGAACCCCUCCACCUCAAGAACCCCUCCACCUCAAGAACCCCUCCACCUCAAGAAACCUUCCACCUCAAGAAUCCCUCCACCUCAAGAACCCCUCCACCUCAAGAACCCCUCCACCUCAAGAACCCCUCCACCUCAAGAACCCCUCCACCUCAAGAACCCCUCCACCUCAAGAACCCCUCCACCUCAAGAACCCCUCCACCUCAAGAACCCCUCCACCUCAAGAACCCUUCCAUCUCAAGAACCCCUCCACCUCAAGAACCCCUCCACCUCAAGAACCCCUCCACCUCAAGAACCCCUCCACCUCAAGAACCCCUCCACCUCAAGAACCCCUCCACCUCAAGAACCCCUCCACCUCAAGAACCCCUCCACCUCAAGAACCCCUCCACCUCAAGAACCCCUCCACCUCAAGAACCCCUCCACCUCAAGAAUCCCUCCACCUCAAGAACCCCUCCACCUCAAGAACCCCUCCACCUCAAGAACCCCUCCACCUCAAGAACCCCUCCACCUCAAGAACCCCUCCACCUCAAGAACCCCUCCACCUCAAGAACCCUUCCAUCUCAAGAACCCCUCCACCUCAAGAACCCCUCCAUCUCAAGAACCCCUCCACCUCAAGAACCCUUCCACCUCAAGAACCCCUCCACCUCAAGAACCCCUCCACCUCAAGAACCCCUCCACCUCAAGAACCCUUCCAUCUCAAGAACCCCUCCACCUCUAGAACCCCUCCACCUCAAGAACCCCUCCACCUCAAGAACCCCUCCACCUCAAGAACCCCUCCACCUCAAGAACCCCUCCACCUCAAGGAGACAAAAGUGAAAACUAAAAACACAAGAGUGGAGGCAGCGCCAGGGUCGUACACAAUACGGCUGGUCUACAAGUGGCAUUAA